Ceratotherium simum simum (southern white rhinoceros) is the source of this 2028-nucleotide messenger RNA. The record is from RefSeq and is a predicted model, not a curated record. NCBI's taxonomy places the organism in Eukaryota, Metazoa, Chordata, Mammalia, Perissodactyla, Rhinocerotidae.
CCGGCGGCGUGACCUGGGAGCGCUGGGCCGGGGGAGUGCCGCAGCCGGAAGGGUCUGCGCGGGCGACCGGGACUAUAUUAGGAAUCUUGGAAGCAGUGCCAACAUGUCUGAUGUUCAGGAAGCCACUAACCAACUCCUAGACGUGAACCUGCAUGAGAACCAGAAGUCUAUACCAGUGACAGAAAGUGGCCCCAGAAGUGAGUCCGAGCAACUCCAAGUCACUAUUGGAGCCACUGUACCUACUGGCUUUGAGCAAACAGCUGCAGAUGAAGUGAGAGAGAAAUUGGGGUCGUCAUGCAAAAUCAGCAAAGGCCGGGGCAAGAUAUAUUUUGAAAUUUCAGUGGAAAGUCUGGCUCAGGUUCAUUGUCUGAGAUCAGUUGAUAACUUAUUUGUGGUUGUUCAGGAGUUUAAAGAUUAUCAGUUCAAAGAAACAAAGGAAGAAGUUCUAAAGGAUUUUGAAGAAUUGGCUGGAAAACUUCCAUGGUCACACCCUUUAAAAGUAUGGAAAAUUAACACCAGUUUCAAGAAAAAAAAAACAAAGCACAAAAAGAUAAAUCGGAAUUCAGGUAAAGAGAAGAUUGAUAAUGGAAGAGGAAACAAGACAGAUGAGAGAGAUGUUAAAAAAGAGUUCACUAACAAUGCCUUAGAUUCAGAUAUCCUAGACUAUUAUGAAAAUCCAGGCAUCAAAGAAGAGGUAUCAACAUUAGUAGGUGAUGGUGAUUUGGCAUCCUGCAAAGAUGAGACUGAUGGAAGCUCAAAAGAAGAAACUGAUACUGAAGUGCUCAAAUUUAGAGUCACAUGCAACAGGGCAGGAGAGAAGCAUUGCUUUUCCUCAUAUGAAGCCGCAAGAGAUUUUGGAGGUGCUGUUCAAGAGUAUUUUAAGUGGAAGGCUGACAUGACCAACUUUGAUGUGGAGGUUCUUUUGAAUAUCCAUGACCAUGAAAUUGUUGUGGGCAUUGCAUUGACAGAAGAGAGUCUCCACCGAAGAAGUAUCACACAUUUUGGACCUACCACUCUUAGAUCUACUCUUGCCUAUGGGAUGCUCAGGCUCUGUGCUCCUCAACCUACUGAUAUAAUAGUUGAUCCGAUGUGUGGAACAGGGGCAAUACCAAUAGAGGGUGCUACUGAAUGGUCUAACUGUUAUCAUAUUGCUGGUGAUAAUAAUCCGUUGGCUGUGAACAGAGCAGCAAAUAACAUCUCAUCUUUAUUGACCAAGAAUCAAAUUAAAGGCAAACUGUCCUGGGGCUUGCCCAUAGAUGCUGUUCAGUGGGAUAUUCGUAAUCUGCCAUUGAGAACUGGCUCUGUAGACAUUAUUGUAACAGAUAUGCCAUUUGGAAAAAGGAUAGGCUCCAAGAAGAGAAACUGGGACCUUUAUCCAGCUUGCCUACGGGAGAUGAGCCGUGUCUGUAGACCAGGGACAGGCCGAGCUGUACUACUUACUCAGGACAAGAAAUGCUUUACCAAGGCGUUAUCUGGAAUGGGACACCUAUGGCGGAAGGUGCAUACUGUCUGGGUGAACAUAGGGGGUCUUCAUGCUGCAGUUUAUCUUCUGAAGCGUACACCGCAAGCUUUUGUUCAUCCUUCAGAACAAGAGGGAGAAAGAACUCCUUGGUAAUGCAACGAAUCAAGAUGAUUAAUAGGAUUUGUGCUUCCCUACACUGGAAAUGUCAGCAUGAAGAACUUGCUUUGAGAGAAAAAUUGUAUUAACAAAAGUGCAUUUUGCACUGUUCAAACUGCUCUAAAGCUCUUUACCCUGGUUAGAAAAGGUGUGAAUGUAAUGUGAUGGAAUUGAAAAUUUUAAGAGAAAGAGUUUUUCUUUUGAGCUGUUUUGAAGGAGUAGCUGGGGAACUGGUAAAUGCUUUAAAGAUGCUAAGCCUACUAAAAUGUGCUGGGAUUUGGGUUUGGAACAUUUUGGUUUCAGGCUUCAUAGCAGUUCCUGUUUUCCAUUGUAGCAGAUAGAAAGCUACCCUGGCCUAUUGGAAAGGCAGAGAACAUAAUCAGAGCAUCUUAAGCCACAGCUCAUUGCCU